AAGAGACUUCAGUGACUGCAUUAUGUGACUGCAUUAUGUGACUGCCUUCAGCACAACAGCUCAGAGACGCGGACUUUUCUCUCCGGCAAACUCGGGUUUGUUUGCAGACUCUGAAAUUAAAAACAUGACAUUUCUAAAGGUCAAAAAUUAUGAAGGAGAAACAUCCUGCCCAAGAGAACUGACCAGUUAGAUUCAAAGUCAAAUUGAUACUUUCAGUCUAAAGUCAACACAGCAACACAUCAUCCUCAAAAAUGAUCAAGGCAAUCUGGUGCAGACUGGAAGAGGACUCAUAAAAGACCUGUAGUUUAUUCCACCUCUUCCUCUGCUUGGCCUCUGAUAAGCUCCUGAUCACCUCUCAGUGGCUCUGAGAUGAUAAUCUCUGCGGCCACCCUGGCAAAACCUCUGAGUGAUGAAGGCCUCUGACACAUUCCUCAUCCUCUUUUUCCUCUUCAGGACUCUGGUAUGUGUAACUGUCUUACCGACAUGCCAGUUUACUAGAUACAACAGUCCCUCAGUGAAUUGCCUCAAAAUUUUCAGCCGCUUCUUGUGUGUGUUUCUGUGUGUGUGUGUGUGUGUGUGUGUGUGUAGUGUGUGUCAGAGGGGAUGAUGAAGGAUACGGUGAAGGAAUGGAAACGCUACAGGCAUGAAUGUCUGCUCCAGAUUAAUACAGACCCCACACCCACAGGACUGGUUUGUGGUCGUAUGUUUGACAUGUACGCCUGCUGGCCAGAUGGAAAACCCAAUUCUACAGUCAAGGUGCCCUGUCCCUGGUACCUGCCCUGGCACAGCCAAGCCUCCGCUGUGUGUUUGUGCAGUGCGCAAUGGCUUCGUGGUGCGGGAGUGCGGUCCCAAUGGUCAGUGGACGACCAGCAACUCCAGCCACACCUGGAGGGACCACUCCCAGUGCAGAUCAGACAACGGCCAGCAGAAGGCUCAGGAGAGGCAGAUGAUGAUCUUAGUCUACUUCAGAAUCAUGUACACAGUAGGUUACUGUGUUAGUCUGGCCAGUCUCUCUCUGGCUCUCAUUAUUCUGCUCCUCUUCAGGAAGCUGCACUGCACCAGAAACUACAUCCACACCAACUUGUUUGCGUCGUUUGUUCUGCGAGCUGUUUCCAUCCUGACCAGAGAUGCUCUGCUGAGUGGAGACACUCCUGAGUUCAGAGGCAGCAGGAAUGUCUCAGAAGUGCUCAGUGAUCAGGCUUUGUCUGGCUGCCAUGUGGCUCAGGUGCUGAUGCAGUACUGCGUGGGAGCCAACUACUACUGGCUGUUGGUGGAAGGCCUGUAUCUGCACAACCUGCUGGUGCUGGUGAUGUUCUCUGAAAACCGCUGCUUCUGUGGAUACCUGCUCAUAGGAUGGGGCGUCCCAGUGUUAUUUGUGGUUCCUUGGAUUAUCGUGCGUUACUUGUUUGAAAACACAAGGUGUUGGGAAAUAAAUGAGAGCAUGGCGUACUGGUGGAUAAUCCGCGCUCCCAUCCUGCUCGCCAUUCUGGUGAACUUCUUCAUCUUCAUCCGCAUCAUCCUUAUUCUUGUGUCCAAACUGAAAGCCCACAAGAUGAGAUACACAGACUAUAAAUUCAGACUGGCUAAAUCCACCUUGACCCUGAUCCCUCUGCUGGGGAUCCACGAAAUCGUCUUUGCAGUGUUGACGGACGAGCACACGGAUGGCGUCCUCCGUAAUGUCAAACUUUUUUUCCAACUCUUCCUCAGCUCUUUCCAGGGUUUAUUUGUAGCUAUCCUCUACUGUUUUGUCAACAAGGAGGUGCAGGCAGAGAUAAAGAAGAAAUGGCAAAGGUGGAAGAUGGGGAUGAGUGACCUGGAUGACCUGAGAAACACUGGCAGCAACACGCCACAGGUUGGUGCACACAUCCCACCAUGUAGCCGAUGCCACCAGCAGUCACCGUGUCUGCCAUCCGAACAUUGCCAAGAGGACAGCUGCCCCUCCGAUCCUCCUCACCCUCAGCUCCCCCUUCCUCACCCCUAUACCCACCAGGACCAGCUAGGAGCCAGACAGCUGAGGACCUACUGCUUUACCUCUGCUUUUACACAGGAUGGAGGAGAAGAAAUGAGGAGGUGUUGUGAGAGCUACUGCUGAAAAAUCAAAAUGGCCUUUAAAGUCUUUAGCAAAAAAAGCAAUCAGACUCACUGACAGACUGACCGAAAGGCUCUAUGAUGUAUCAUCUAUUGUCACAAUAAAUGGUUUAAGAAAUACACAAACGAAUUCA
Scatophagus argus is the source of this 2222-nucleotide messenger RNA. RefSeq names its product gastric inhibitory polypeptide receptor (gene gipr). The record is from RefSeq and is a predicted model, not a curated record. Gene Ontology annotation, molecular function: peptide hormone binding; gastric inhibitory peptide receptor activity; G protein-coupled peptide receptor activity. NCBI's taxonomy places the organism in Eukaryota, Metazoa, Chordata, Actinopteri, Scatophagidae. Gene Ontology annotation, biological process: adenylate cyclase-modulating G protein-coupled receptor signaling pathway; cell surface receptor signaling pathway. The coding region runs from base 644 to 2092 and encodes 482 amino acids. Gene Ontology annotation, cellular component: plasma membrane. The transcript has 14 exons.